Messenger RNA from Prionailurus viverrinus (fishing cat), 906 nucleotides. It is a transcript of the gene GCG, whose product is annotated as glucagon. Bases 81 to 623 code for a protein of 180 amino acids. The record is from RefSeq and is a predicted model, not a curated record. Gene Ontology annotation, molecular function: hormone activity; glucagon receptor binding. Gene Ontology annotation, biological process: adenylate cyclase-modulating G protein-coupled receptor signaling pathway; negative regulation of apoptotic process; positive regulation of insulin secretion involved in cellular response to glucose stimulus. NCBI's taxonomy places the organism in Eukaryota, Metazoa, Chordata, Mammalia, Carnivora, Felidae. Gene Ontology annotation, cellular component: extracellular region. The transcript has 6 exons.
CACACAUCCAAAGUUCCGAAAAGAGGGCUUGCUCUCUCUCCGCCUGCUCUGUUCCAGUCAAGUGUCAGAAGGCAGCAAAAAUGAAAAGCAUUUACUUUGUGGCCGGAUUGUUUGUAAUGCUGGUACAAGGCAGCUGGCAACGUUCCCUUCAAGACACAGAGGAGAAAUCCAGAUCAUUCCCAGCUCCUCAGACAGACCCGCUCAAUGAUCCGGAUCAGAUGAUUGAGGACAAACGCCAUUCUCAAGGCACAUUCACCAGUGACUAUAGCAAGUAUCUGGAUUCCAGGCGUGCGCAGGAUUUCGUGCAGUGGUUGAUGAACACCAAGAGGAACAAGAAUAACAUUGCCAAACGUCAUGAUGAAUUUGAGAGACAUGCUGAAGGGACCUUUACCAGUGAUGUAAGUUCUUAUUUGGAAGGCCAAGCUGCCAAGGAAUUCAUUGCUUGGCUGGUGAAAGGCCGGGGAAGGCGAGAUUUCCCAGAAGAAGUCACCAUUGUUGAAGAAUUACGCCGCAGACACGCCGACGGCUCUUUCUCCGAUGAGAUGAACACAGUUCUUGACAAUCUUGCCACCCGGGACUUUAUAAACUGGCUGCUUCAGACCAAAAUUACUGAGAGGAAGUAAGUAUGUCACUGUUCAAGAUCACUUCACAUCACCUGCCAGCCACAUGGAAUAUUUGAAAUUUUAAGUUCUGUAAAUUUAAGAGAUGUAUCCUGAAGCCAUAUUGCUUUGCAUGCCAAUAAAUAACUUUUCUUUUAAUAUUGUGUGACCAAAGAUUGUAAAUGGAAUAAACCAUGGUCAAAGAGUUGUUAAAAUACCAGCUUUAAAAUGUGGAAGUGCAGAAUUCUCUCCUUUUCUUAUUUUGGAUGAAGUACCCUAACCUGCUUACAUUUAGCAAUGAAAUUAC